AGCAGCGGCAGCAGCAGUAGCACUCACCCGGGCUCUAGACUCCCCAUCACGGGACUCGGACUUGGACUAGACCGGGACUCGCUUGGACCAUGGCUGAAAGUAGACCAAACAGUGGACUUAUUAGCACUUAAGAGUACAGCGCUUCGAAACAUGAAGACACCCAUGCGUCACGGGGUCGCGGUGCUCCUCGUGCUGCUCCUGUGCGCGAGCCUCUUCCUCGUGUACAACGGCAGCUUCAGCGGAGCCGCACGAGACCGGGACGUCAACGACACCACUACCGCCGCCACCACGCGCAUCAGAUCGGCCCACGUGCGCGUUCAAAGACGGCCCACGAGCGCUCCUCUGCCCCGAGUGAGCCUGGACACCGACCCCGAGCGUCAUCCACAGACUCGGGCAGAGGAAAAGGAGGAGGAGGAGGAGGAAGAGCUGGCCCCGGUGCUCCAGGGAUACAGCGGGAUCAUCGACCACCAGCCUCUCCGCAUGCACUGCCGCACCUGCUCAUUGGUCACCAGCUCCGGGCACCUGAUCGGAGGAGGGAGGGGCCCCGAGAUCGACCAGGCUCAGUGCGUCAUCCGUAUGAACGACGCCCCGACAGCCACGCUCCGCACGGACUACACCCGCGACGUCGGCCGAAGAACCUCCCUGCGCGUGGUCGCUCACUCCAGCCUCCAGAGGGUGCUCCGGAGUCGACACGAGCUGCUAAACUCCAGCCGGGACGCCGUGUUUAUCUUCUGGGGCCCGAGCAGCUACAUGAGGAGGGAUGGCAAAGGUCUCAUCUACAACAACCUGCGACUGUUGAGCCAGCUGCUCCCCAAGCUCAAGGUCUACAUCAUCUCCUGGCAGAAGAUGCAGCAGUUUGACGAGAUCUUCAAGAAGGAGACCGGGAAAGACAGGAGGAUCUCUAACUCGUGGUUGAGCACUGGCUGGUUCACCAUGACCAUCGCUCUGGAGCUGUGCGACAGGAUCAAUGUGUACGGCAUGGUGGCCCCUGACUUCUGCAGGGAGCCGGAGCACCAGUCCGUGCCGUACCAUUACUACGAGCCACGCGGUCCGGACGAAUGCGCCAUGUACAUCUCCCACGAGCGCGGUCGCCGUGGCAGCCAUCAUCGCUUCAUCACCGAGAAACGCGUCUUCGCCAAGUGGGCACGGACGUUUGACAUCCACUUCUACCAACCAGACUGGAGCCCCGCGCCCCUGCCGGCCAAUCAGACAGCGGAGGGGGCGGGAACUAGCACACCCAUUGGACCGUACAAAACGUGAUGGUGACACUUAUAAGACAAAUACAGGGAUCUGAUUUGUAAUAAACAGUCAAACGUUUUUCAAUGACAGAUGAGGAACAGUGGGCAAAAUGCAUGCUGGGUAAUUUCCGUGGCCAAUGUGUGUGUUGUUUUUGAAGACUGCAGCUUAACUGGCCAAUCAGAACUCUAAGGAGGCGGGACUAAGGAAAAUGUUGGAUUGUAAGCUCCAGAUGAAGACAACUAAACUAUUUAACACUUUUUGCAAUACGGUUGGACUGUAUAAAUCUAUA
Periophthalmus magnuspinnatus is the source of this 1528-nucleotide messenger RNA. RefSeq names its product ST6 (alpha-N-acetyl-neuraminyl-2,3-beta-galactosyl-1,3)-N-acetylgalactosaminide alpha-2,6-sialyltransferase 5a (gene st6galnac5a). The transcript has 5 exons. NCBI's taxonomy places the organism in Eukaryota, Metazoa, Chordata, Actinopteri, Gobiiformes, Gobiidae. Gene Ontology annotation, molecular function: alpha-N-acetylgalactosaminide alpha-2,6-sialyltransferase activity. Gene Ontology annotation, biological process: ganglioside biosynthetic process; oligosaccharide metabolic process. The record is from RefSeq and is a predicted model, not a curated record. The coding region runs from base 151 to 1260 and encodes 369 amino acids.